This is a messenger RNA of Plutella xylostella (diamondback moth), 1823 nucleotides long. RefSeq lists its product as uncharacterized. The record is from RefSeq and is a predicted model, not a curated record. Lineage: Eukaryota; Metazoa; Arthropoda; Insecta; Lepidoptera; Plutellidae.
GUCAUAGGUUUUUUCCUCAAUGGUUGUUUGUAAACAAAGUUGUGAAAGAAAAAGUGCGAAAUCUUCACAAAUAGGCCAUAAAGAAAGAUAAUUUCAUAAUAAUGGAUCGCUACUCAAAACGCAUGGUUAAAUGUUUUGUUCCCGGCUGUAGAAACACUUCCGCAAAUAGUCGGGACAAAUUAUUUUUGUCUAUAAGGGAGUCCAUGAAGUGGGGAUGGUGUAGUGAUGCAAAAACUAUGUAUACACCCGGGAAAAGGAUGCUGUGUUGUGAGGAUCAUGUUGAUUUAAAAGAAGAUUUGGAAAAUUAUCAGGAGUGGAAGAUGAUGGGUACAAGGCCAGUUCUUAAACCUACAGCUAAGCUGCGAAAUCAAGACAUCCCAAUAUCCAAAGAUGACUCACUACUGAAAGAAAUGUUGCUGAAUCCUGCAGGACCAGUGUCAUCAUGUUAUCAAGAAAAAACACUUCCAUCUGCUUCAAUACAUGUUGAUGUUGCAACUCAAUAUCAAAUUUGAUGCCACGGUAUAAGAAGUUUGGAGUAUCUAGAAAAAUGAUUAUUGCAAAUAGACAUAAUGCGAAAAAAAAUAGAACAUGCCGUCAUACAAGAAGGUCGGAAAAUUAAAGAAACUUCAGCAUUAUAGACGAAGUUUGAAAAUCGCCCGCAUGGUGCGGGCGAAGAGGAAGGCCGAGGCGCUUCUAAACCCACAGGACAGAAUCGAUGACACAUCAGCCCCUAACCCCGAGACCGCCGGCCCGUCGUCGCAGCCACCGGGCACCCCCCUUCCCCCCGCGGACACCCUCGCUCAACCCGACAAUGGCACAUUUCAAAAUAUAGCACAUGAGUCGAACCCGCUACCCGCGGUGCCGCCCGCUCCGCUGGCCAAGCGAAUAAGCCGGCCACCUAGUGAUCCUCAUCUACAAGAAAUCUACGCGAAUCAUAUCAAAGUCAUCAAAAAAAAACCGUUAAAGCGAAAAUCCAGUGAAGUUGCGUGCAGCGUAUGCUCGCGGACGCUGAGGAAGACGCUGCUGCGGUGCCUGCAGUGCGCGCGGGUGCUGUGCGGCCCCUGCGACCGCCGCCGGGUGACCGCCUGCACCACCCAGAACCACGUCAUGCUACGGGUGCACUCUAGCGCGACCUACGAUAAGCUGAGUCACCUGCUCGACGAGUGGCAGAGGGAUGUAGUGGCCGCGGUGGGCGAGCCCCCCGCCAGUGAAGAAGACGAGGAGGCCGACACCACCACCAUAGAACCGAUAGCAGCGAAUCUCAUCGACGACCAGUCUCUGCUUGUCCCAAUUGACAAUUCUAUGUCCAAAUACAUGGCGUUGCCUGUAGCGCCCCCUGAACCAAACACGAUCCCCGAAAAGCCAAAGCCAUUCGAGCACCCAAGCGGCAGAGUAUUCCGUGGCCGCAAACCUCAGAACAAGAACGAUAAACCAAAAGAUAAGACGAAAGAACCGCAUGUGGACAACGAGCCUAUGAUCUACAAUCCAGUACCUUUUCAGCCCGUAGUGGAUUUGUUUGCGACUGAAGCGAUCAAGCCAGAGCCAGAUCCGUUGCUCGGGUUGGAUGCCGCGCCGCAGGGAACGGUUGGUCAUGGCCAACCUAUUGGGAGAACAACUGUGGAUGGCAGUAUUCCAGGCGAGGGAGACCCCGGGGCUCCGCCGGUGGAGGUGAAGAUGGAGCCACAAGAACUUAUCACGAUUGAAGAAAUGGACGUAAAUGUUGCGGUGGCAGACACCAACGUCAGUCCUUCAGAACCCUACGUCUUCGAGCUCUAUAGUUCUCAUAAACCUGCUCCCAGUUAAAAAGUGACUGACUCAUGCUA